UCCUCCGAGGGGCGGGGCGAGGACUGGCAACCCGGAAGGUCCGGUGCCCGAGUCUCUUAUCUUGCAGGGACCUGGGUCCUGCCAUUCCCCGCUGGCCUCCCGCCCGGGCGAUUGCGGCCAGGAUGGGCCGGAAGGUGACCGUGGCCACCUGCGCACUCAACCAGUGGGCGCUGGACUUCGAGGGCAAUUUGCAAAGGAUUUUGAAGAGUAUCGAAAUUGCCAAAAACAGAGGAGCAAGAUACAGACUUGGACCAGAGCUGGAAAUAUGCGGCUACGGAUGCUGGGAUCAUUACUAUGAGUCGGACACACUCUUGCAUUCAUUUCAAGUCCUCGCUGCCCUCCUGGAGUCUCCCGUCACUCAGGACAUCAUCUGCGACGUGGGGAUGCCUGUGAUGCACCGGAACGUCCGCUACAACUGCAGGGUCAUUUUCCUCAACAGGAAGAUCCUGCUCAUCAGACCCAAGAUGGCCUUGGCCAACGAGGCCAACUACCACGAGCUGCGCUGGUUCACCCCGUGGUCGAGGAGUCGCUGCCAUGCCUCGUUUGUCCUGAGAUGCUCCUCCUCAGAUCCUGGUGUUUUCCUCUCCAGGCACACAGAGGAGUACUUUCUGCCUCGGAUGAUACGGGACCUGACGACGCAGGAAACCGUGCCCUUCGGAGAUGCGGUGCUGGCGACGUGGGACACCUGCAUUGGAAGUGAGAUCUGUGAGGAGCUCUGGACGCCCCACAGCCCGCACAUCGACAUGGGCCUGGAUGGCGUGGAGAUUGUCACCAACGCCUCCAGCAGCCACCAUGUGCUGCGCAAAGCCGACACCAGGGUGGAUCUCGUGACUAUGGCCACCGCCAAGAACGGUGGGAUUUACCUGCUGGCCAACCAGAAGGGCUGUGACGGGGACCGCCUGUACUACGACGGCUGUGCCAUGAUUGCCAUGAACGGGAGCAUCUUUGCACAGGGAUCCCAGUUUUCUCUGGAUAAUGUGGAAGUCCUGACGGCCACGCUGGAUCUGGAGGAUGUCCGGAGCUACAGGGCGGAGAUUUCAUCUCGAAACCUGGCGGCCAGCAGGGCGAGCCCCUACCCCCGGGUGAAGGUGGACUUCGCCCUCUCGUGCCACGAGGACUUGCUGGCACCCGUCUCUGAGCCCAUCGAGUGGAAAUACCACAGCCCUGAGGAGGAGAUAAGCCUUGGACCUGCCUGCUGGCUCUGGGACUUUUUAAGGCGAAGCCAACAGGCGGGGUUUUUGCUGCCCCUGAGUGGCGGGGUGGACAGCGCGGCCACUGCCUGCCUCGUCUACUCCAUGUGCUGCCAGGUCUGCGAGGCUGUGAGGAGCGGAAAUCAGGAAGUGCUGGCUGAUGUCCGCACCAUCGUGAACCAGAGCAGCUACACCCCCCAGGAUCCCCGAGACCUCUGUGGACACAUACUGACCACGUGCUACAUGGCCAGCGAGAACUCCUCCCAGGAGACCUGCAGCCGGGCCAGAGAGUUGGCCCAGCAGAUUGGAAGCCACCACAUCAGUCUCAGCAUCGAUCCAGCCGUGAAGGCCGUCAUGGGCAUCUUCAGCCUGGUGACAGGGAAGAGCCCUCUGUUUGCAGCUCACGGAGGAAGCAGCAGGGAAAACCUGGCGCUGCAGAAUGUGCAGGCUCGAAUACGGAUGGUCCUCGCCUAUCUGUUUGCUCAGCUGAGCCUCUGGUCUCGGGGCGUCCGUGGUGGGCUCCUCGUGCUGGGGUCUGCCAACGUGGAUGAGAGCCUCCUGGGCUACCUUACCAAGUAUGACUGCUCCAGUGCGGAUAUCAACCCCAUAGGCGGGAUCAGCAAGACGGACCUGAGGGCCUUCGUCCAUUUCUGCACCGAGCGCUUCCAGCUUCCUGCCCUGCAGAGCAUCCUGUCGGCGCCGCCUACCGCGGAGCUGGAGCCCUUGGCUGAUGGACAGGUGUCCCAGACCGACGAGGAAGAUAUGGGGAUGACGUACGCGGAGCUCUCGGUCUACGGGAAGCUCAGGAAGGUGGCCAAGAUGGGGCCCUACGGCAUGUUCUGCAAACUCCUCGGCAUGUGGAGGCACAUCUGGACCCCGAGACAGGUCGCCGACAAAGUGAAGCGUUUUUUCUCCAAGUACUCCAUGAACAGGCACAAGAUGACCACGCUCACACCCGCGUACCAUGCCGAAAACUACAGCCCCGAUGACAACAGGUUUGAUCUGCGACCGUUUCUGUACAACACGGGCUGGCCAUGGCAGUUCCGGCACAUAGAAAACCAGGUGCUGCAGCUCGAGAGGGCGGAGCCACGGUCCCUGGAUGGCGUGGACUGAGGCCGGUUCCUUCCUGGAGGCCUCCUCUCCUUGGGGACCCCAACGCCACAUCAUCAGCAUCGCUGGGACCAAGGGAAGGAGCCUGCGGUAGGAGCCCAGAACGGCAUGGCGCAUCAGUCGAGAAAGAGGGAACUUUUCAGUCGAAUUCCUCCAAAAGAGGCUGGAAUAAAGCCUGGGCUUAAAA
Cebus imitator (Panamanian white-faced capuchin) is the source of this 2487-nucleotide messenger RNA. It is a transcript of the gene NADSYN1, whose product is annotated as NAD synthetase 1. Gene Ontology annotation, cellular component: cytoplasm. Gene Ontology annotation, biological process: NAD+ biosynthetic process. Gene Ontology annotation, molecular function: ATP binding; NAD+ synthase (glutamine-hydrolyzing) activity; glutaminase activity. The record is from RefSeq and is a predicted model, not a curated record. Bases 123 to 2303 code for a protein of 726 amino acids. Lineage: Eukaryota; Metazoa; Chordata; Mammalia; Primates; Cebidae. The transcript has 21 exons.